Molecule: messenger RNA, 1479 nt
Organism: Camellia sinensis
Lineage: Eukaryota; Viridiplantae; Streptophyta; Magnoliopsida; Ericales; Theaceae
Source: RefSeq, a predicted model, not a curated record
AUGGAAAGAAUUUGGCUGCAGAAGUCAAGGUUGAACUGGAAUCUUAAGGGUGAUAAAAUUACAAAAUUUUUCCACAUCAUAGCUACUAAUAGGCAAAACACCAAUGCCAUUGAUUCCAUGUCAGUGAAUGGGGAAUUAGUGAUGGAACCUUUGGAGGUUAAACAAGCUGUGUAUGAUCACUUCAAUUUAAUCUUUUCUGAGCAAUGGACGUAUAGACCUAAGCUUUUGGGCCCUUUUAAGGUGAUUACACAGAGCCAGCAUUUCAGAAGCUUGGAUGUGGAAUUUUCUAAACAUGGAAUUUGGGCAGCAAUGGCAGAUUGUGAUAAUGCUGCUCAAUCUGUAUUCCUAGGGGGUAGGAACAUCCUGGAUGGUGUACUAAUAGCUAAUGAGGUGGUGGAUUGGUGGAAAAAAUCAAGAAGAAAGGGCCUGAUUUUGAAGUUGGAUUUUCAAAAAGCAUAUGACACAGUCAAUUGGAACUAUCUCCUCCAAAUGCUAUCAAAUUUUGGCUUUGGCGAUAAGUGGGUGAAGCGGAUUCACACUUGUAUCUCCUCAGCAAGAAUAUCUGUGUUGGUUAAUGGUUCACCCACCCCUGAACUCUGCCCCCAAAAAGGGCUUAAGCAAGCUGAGUGGUCUGAAGUGCUAACUAUCAAGAGAAUUCUUAGAUGCUUUGAGAUCAUUUCUGGGUUAAAGAUCAACUUUCAAAAGAAUGGGGUCCGUGGAGUAGGGUUGUCAGAGGAGUGUGUGAAAAUUUUUGCCUCAAGGCUGAAUUGUACAUAUCAUAAGCUCCCUUUGAAGUACCUUGGUUUGCCAUUAGGGACAAACCCAUCUAGAAGGGUCACAUGGAAGCCUGUGGUGGACAAUUUCAAGAAGAAACUGUCAGGGUGGAAGAGGAGGCUGUUGUCUUUUACUGGCAGAGUAACACUAAUCAAAUCUGUCCUUUCCUCCCUACCUAUAUACUACAUGUCUCUUUUUAGGCUGCCUAGAGGUGUGGCAAAAGAACUGGACAAGAUUCAAGCAGCUUUUUUGUGGGGUGAUUCAGAUGUGAGAAGGAAAGUUCAUUUAGUAAAAUGGAAGGAGUUAACCAUGGAUAAGAAGCAAGGUGGGCUGGGAAUAAGAAACCUAAGUUCAUUGAAUAACCGCCUUCUUGCUAAGUGGUGGUGGAGAUUUGGGAAGGAAGACAGUUCAUUAUGGAAGCAGGUCAUAUGCAGCAAGUAUAAGCUAGAAGGGGGUAGAUGGUUCCCAUUCUAUGUGGAGGCAACAAAUAUUUCAAGAGUAUGGAGUGACAUUAUAUUUGUUGGUGAUUCUAAUAGCAGCUUGUUAAAUUAUUUUAUUGGAAAUGGAGAUGUUGAAAUCAAGAUUGGUUAUGGGGAAAGAAUCAGUUUCUGGGUUGAUAAUUGGAUGGGAACCAUGUGCUUGAAGUCCCAAUUCCCUAGACUUUAUUCUUUAUCAGAGGUUAGAGGUAUCACUUUGAAAUUGUAG